CUCGGUUUUAACGGGUAUCCCAGUGAUGCAUGCCGAAAUUGCCAGUUUGUGCAAGAUGUUGAGAGCUGCAACUACUUAAAUUUGUAAACACUUUCACCGUGUCCCCCGUGUUUGAAUUUUCUAAUUUUUUCUCGCUCGUCGCCGUAAAGUCCGCGAGUAUCUUACGUUUUAUACCGUAAUAUCUUGUAUAUUUUUUCUCUAACCGAGGAAAAUGGGGAAGGAUGGGAAAGACAAUCCAGGCUUCAUUGGCGAUAAUGGCCGUAGCAGUAGGGAAAGGCGGAACUCGAAGGAAAUCUUUGGAACGAAUAACGAUGGAAUUAGCUUUGUCUGUCCGAUCUCAGACGACAAGAAACUGCCGUUAUCGUUUUCGCCACUGGAAGAGACGCCGAUAGCGGAGAACGAGAAAGAACGGGCGACCUGGGGUAACAACACGGAAUUUCUAAUGUCCUGCAUCGCAAUGUCCGUCGGACUCGGCAACGUUUGGCGGUUUCCGUUCACCGCUUACGAGAACGGCGGUGGUGCUUUCCUAAUCCCAUAUAUCCUCGUGCUUUUCGUCGUGGGGAAGCCAUUUUACUAUCUGGAGAUGAUAAUGGGCCAAUUUGCUAGCAGUUCCUCCGUGAAAAUAUGGUCCGCCGUACCGGCAUUCCGUGGCGUCGGCUGGGCACAAACGUAUUCGACGGUCGCCGUCGGUACUUAUUACUGCUCGCUGAUGUCGAUCAGUUUGUUGUACCUCGCGAAUAGUUUCGCGACGCAACUUCCAUGGUCGGCGUGUUUGGAGGAAUGGGGAGACAGUUGCGUGAAUUCGGCCGGAAUGGAUAACAUCACUGUGCGCAGCAACACCACCGUGGUGAGAAGUUCCGCCGAACUAUAUUUUACGAAAGCAGUGCUGAAAGAGAAAGAGAACAUCGACGAUGGAGUGGGCCUUCCGGAUUGGAAGCUGACAGUAUGCCUUUUAAUUGUGUGGAUCUGUAUCUGCAGCUUGGUGGCGCGCGGCGUAAAAAGUUCGGGAAAGGCCGCCUAUUUCCUCGCCAUAUUUCCAUAUGUUGUGAUGAUCUGUUUGCUAAUUAGAGCGGUGACUUUGGAAGGUGCCGUAAAUGGCAUUAUCUUUUUCAUUAAGCCCAACUUCGAGAAACUGUUCGAAGCGGACGUCUGGUAUGCUGCUGUUACACAGUGCUUCUUUUCACUGUCGGUUUGCUUCGGCGGUGUAGUCAUGUACUCCUCUUACAACAACUUUAACCACAAUAUUUACAGAGACGUUAUCGUUGUGACCACGUUGGACACAUUGACGAGUUUGUUGGCGGGCUUCACUAUUUUCGGUAUACUCGGUAAUUUAGCGUAUGAACUUGGCACCGAUGACAUAAGUCGUGUGGUACGGAGCGGAACCGGUCUUGCUUUUAUUUCUUAUCCGGACGCUAUAGCGAAGUUUAACGUCUUGCCACAGUUUUUCUCCGUGCUUUUCUUCUUGAUGCUGUACGUCCUGGGAAUUGGUAGCGCCGUUGCGUUCGUCGGUGCUCUUAACACUAUUAUUUGCGACCAAUUCCCAACGUGGAAGUACUGGCAUGUGGUAAUCGGAACGGCUGUAAUUGGCUUUUUAGCCGGUACACUUUAUUGCACACCUGGUGGUCAAUUCAUGCUAGGUUUGGUGGAUUUCUACGCGGGAUCGUUUAUAAUCUUCUUCCUGGCCAUGCUGGAGAUGAGCGGCGUUUUUUGGUUGUACGGAUUGGAGAAUUUCUUGGACGACGUCGAGUUUAUGUUGCAGAGACGCCCGUCGGUAUAUUGGAGGAUCUGCUGGGCGAUAGUCACACCGUUGUUACUUGCGGGAAUUUUACUUUAUACCAUCAUCAACUUGAAGCCACUGACUUACGGCGACAUACCUUAUCCAUCGAAGGCACAUAUUGCUGGUUGGACGUUAUUCACCUUCGGUGUGCUACAGGUUCCAUUCUGGAUGUUCUAUACGAUAUUAUCGAAAAGGAACUUGGGAUUAUCCGAGAUGUUCAAGGCGGCUUUUCGCCCUUCGCCGGAAUGGGGACCAAAGAGUUCCACGCGCAUGGCAUCCUGGCGUGAAUUCAAAGAGGUGAUGAAUAAAAAACGCGCGAAGCGCAACUGUUCGCGAAUAAAACAAUUUAUUUAUGUGAUUUUCUGUUUAGAACAUAAACUCGUCUGACUUCGUAUGUUACCUUAGU
Molecule: messenger RNA, 2183 nt
Organism: Dinoponera quadriceps
Lineage: Eukaryota; Metazoa; Arthropoda; Insecta; Hymenoptera; Formicidae
Product: sodium-dependent nutrient amino acid transporter 1-like
Exons: 11
Coding region: 212-2164 (650 amino acids)
Biological process (GO): sodium ion transmembrane transport
Cellular component (GO): membrane
Molecular function (GO): L-amino acid transmembrane transporter activity
Source: RefSeq, a predicted model, not a curated record